CUUGUUCGAUCCCUCCGAUCUCCCCUCCGCAAGCUCCCAGGACCGUGGUAUGCUCCACUGACGACAUUGCACCUUCGAUACGCCUUCGCCAGGGGUACUAUCUGGAAGCUUGUCGAGUCCAAGCACAGACAAUAUGGACCGGUCUUUCGGUACGGUCCUCGACAAAUAUGGAUCUCGGACAAAGAUGCCUUGCGAACUAUU
Messenger RNA from Aspergillus brunneoviolaceus CBS 621.78, 201 nucleotides. RefSeq lists its product as uncharacterized. Gene Ontology annotation, molecular function: iron ion binding; monooxygenase activity; heme binding. Lineage: Eukaryota; Fungi; Ascomycota; Eurotiomycetes; Eurotiales; Aspergillaceae. The annotation marks the transcript as partial. The record is from RefSeq and is a predicted model, not a curated record. The transcript has a single exon.